UCGUGGGCGGGGCUCCGCUCUGCCCAGCGCCAGCCGCCGCCGCCGCCGCCGCUGACGCCUGCGCCCGCCGCGCGGACUGAGGGAGACCGAGGGAGCCUGGGGGUCGCAGCCGCCUGCCGGGCCUGCGGUGGGCCAGGAUGUCGGGCUUCCUGGAGGAGCUGCUGGGCGAGAAGCUGGUGACUGGCGGCGGCGAGGAGGUGGACGUGCACUCGCUGGGCGCCCGCGGCAUCGCGCUGCUCGGGCUCUACUUCGGCUGCAGCCUGAGCGCCCCCUGCGCGCAGCUCAGCGCCAGCCUGGCCGCCUUCUACGGGCGCCUGCGGGGGGACGCGGCGGCCGGGCAGGGGCCGGGGCCGGGGGCGGGGGCCGGGGCGGCGGCGGAGCCCGAGCCGCGGCGGCGCCUGGAGAUCGUCUUCGUGUCCUCGGACCAGGACCAGCGGCAGUGGCAGGACUUCGUGCGGGACAUGCCGUGGCUGGCGCUGCCCUACAAGGAGAAGCACCGGAAGCUCAAACUCUGGAACAAAUACCGAAUUUCCAACAUUCCAUCGCUAAUAUUCCUAGAUGCCACCACCGGGAAGGUCGUGUGCAGGAACGGGCUGUUGGUGAUCCGGGACGACCCGGAAGGUCUGGAGUUCCCCUGGGGCCCUAAACCGUUCAGGGAGGUCAUUGCUGGGCCCUUGCUGAGAAGUAGCGGGCAGUCCCUGGAGAGCAGCAGCCUGGAGGGCUCCCACGUGGGCGUCUACUUCUCUGCACACUGGUGUCCGCCCUGCCGAAGCCUCACCCGGGUGCUCGUGGAAUCCUACCGGAAGAUCAAGGAGGCCGGCCAGAACUUCGAGAUCAUCUUCGUUAGUGCAGACAGGUCGGAGGAGUCCUUCAAACAGUACUUCAGUGAGAUGCCCUGGCUGGCCGUCCCCUACACCGACGAGGCCCGGCGGUCGCGCCUUAACCGGCUCUAUGGAAUCCAAGGCAUCCCCACGCUCAUCGUGCUGGAUCCACAGGGCGAGGUGAUCACGCGGCAGGGGCGGGUGGAGGUGCUGAACGACGAGGACUGCCGCGAGUUCCCCUGGCACCCCAAGCCCGUGCUGGAGCUCUCCGACUCCAACGCUGCCCAGCUCAACGAGGGUCCCUGCCUCGUCCUCUUUGUAGAUUCUGAGGAUGACGGAGAGUCCGAGGCAGCCAAGCAGCUGAUUCAGCCAAUAGCGGAGAAAAUCAUUGCCAAGUACAAAGCCAAAGAGGAGGAGGCGCCGCUUCUGUUCUUUGUAGCCGGGGAGGACGACAUGACUGACUCCCUGCGAGACUACACUAACCUGCCCGAGGCUGCCCCUUUGCUCACCAUCCUGGACAUGUCGGCCCGGGCCAAGUACGUGAUGGAUGUGGAGGAGAUCACCCCCGCCAUCGUGGAGGCCUUUGUGAAUGACUUCCUAGCAGAGAAGCUCAAGCCUGAGCCCAUCUAGUGUGGCUGCGGCCUCCCGAGACAUUAUUUAAAACUCCGCCUUCUCCUCCUCCUCCCCUCCUUCCCUCCGCCCUUGGACCUACCCAGCGUGUCCCAAAUCACACAACCCAAGUGUCCAACCUCUCUGUGGUGCCUUGUCUCUGCGUUAAACUCCUCAGUAGCACCCUGGGGUGCAGAAUCCAGCAGCAGCAGAAUCUGCCAUGUUAGGAGGCUUCCGUGUUUGGGAGCAUGGGAUGGCCCAGCCCGACCAGAGCAGGGAUGGCAUCACUCUCGCAAAGUCACUAGUGUUUGGUGAAGGCUCUGCCGGGGUCUUCUGGAGCAGAGUGAGCAUGGAGGGCCAGUGGCCCGGGGCUCGGGAGCUGACUGUGGCACCGGCACGCACACGCAGCCCCGGACAGCCAGAGGGGAACCGCCAGGUGACACCUGUGUGAGGGGAGCCAAGAAAGGGCCUGGGUCUUGGUGGCCUCAGCUUAGAGCUCAGGUGAGAACAUCCUUUUCUGAGUGACACAGUCUUUCCAGGUCUGUGGGAAAGCAGCAGCCCAUCCACGUGUUCCUGGGCAGGGCAUCUCCAAAUGCGGA
Messenger RNA from Sapajus apella (tufted capuchin), 2029 nucleotides. RefSeq names its product nucleoredoxin (gene NXN). The transcript is spliced from 8 exons. Gene Ontology annotation, molecular function: thioredoxin-disulfide reductase (NADPH) activity. Bases 138 to 1451 code for a protein of 437 amino acids. The record is from RefSeq and is a predicted model, not a curated record. Lineage: Eukaryota; Metazoa; Chordata; Mammalia; Primates; Cebidae.